This is a messenger RNA of Linum trigynum, 327 nucleotides long. NCBI's taxonomy places the organism in Eukaryota, Viridiplantae, Streptophyta, Magnoliopsida, Malpighiales, Linaceae. The record is from the annotation of a GenBank genome assembly.
AUGUACAGUCGGGAAAUUGUUGUAUAUGGAGUGCAGGGGGAGCGAGAGCGCACGUAUGGGUACACCACCUUACCUAUGACGGCGCUGCCAGGGUUCACUCAUCCUAGUUAUGUUCUGCCAAUGGCCUUUACUAGGAUUCAUUGGGUUCGACUAGUUCUCGACAAUGUCAAUGGGGUGACACCAAUGCCAUAUUUUAGACCACAAUGGACUCAUUUUCGGAAUAUGAGCACAAUUCCGCAUUGGGAUUUGUUAUACCAACAGGAGCAGGAAUUGUAUGCCAUCCUUGGAGGACAUUAUACACCCACUGACGAUGAAGAGAAUGAUUAA